Molecule: messenger RNA, 3308 nt
Organism: Panthera uncia (snow leopard)
Lineage: Eukaryota; Metazoa; Chordata; Mammalia; Carnivora; Felidae
Gene: BEND3
Product: BEN domain containing 3
Exons: 2
Biological process (GO): rDNA heterochromatin formation
Cellular component (GO): heterochromatin
Molecular function (GO): DNA binding
Source: RefSeq, a predicted model, not a curated record
CCCAGCGGCCCAGUGGUCUUUCCCACUGAGCCCUAUUUCUUCUCUGCCACAGUUCUAAAAAAUAACACAGUGAAAGUGGAGACAGAGGCCGAAGAUGCUGCCCUGGACUGCUCAGUGAGUUCCAGGUCUUCCGAGAAGCACCCUCUGGACAGCGUCUUCCCUGCCCUCCAGGAUUCCAGCAAGCGAAAGCCGCCGGGCUGCGAUGGCCAGCCUGACUCUGUCCCCAGCGUGAAGAGGCGGCGGCUGAUUCCCGAGGCGCUCCUAGCAGGCAUGCGGAACCGGGAGAACUGCUCGCCCUGCCAGGGCAACGGAGAGCAGGCCAGCAGGGGCAAGAACUUGGGCUCCGCGUGGCCCGGCGAGGAGGAGCCCUGUGGCGAGGUGACCACCCCCUCUUACAAGAAGCCUCUGUAUGGCAUCUCGCACAAGAUCAUGGAGAAGAAGAACCCUCCCGCCGGGGACAUGCUCAACACGUACGAGCUCUUCGAGAAGGCAAACUCCAGCAACAGCCCCUCGCCGCUGCGGCUCCUGAACGAGCCGCAGAAGCGGGACUGUGGCAGCGCCGCAGCGGCCACCGACGGUGACCCCAACAUCUACUUUCUGAUCCAGAAGAUGUUCUACAUGCUCAACACGCUGUCCUCCAACAUGUCCCAGUUGCACAGCAAGGUGGACCUGCUCUCCCUGGAGGUGAGCCGCAUCAAGAAGCAGGUGAGCCCCACCGAGAUGGUGGCCAAGUUCCAGCCGCCCCCGGAGUACCAGCUCACGGCGGCCGAGCUCAAGCAGAUCGUGGACCAGAGCCUGUCGGGCGGUGACCUGGCCUGCCGCCUGCUGGUGCAGCUCUUCCCCGAGCUGUUCAGCGACGUGGACUUCUCCCGCGGCUGCAGUGCCUGUGGCUUCGCGGCCAAGCGGAAGCUGGAGUCGCUGCACCUGCAGCUCAUCCGCAACUACGUGGAGGUCUACUACCCCUCGGUGAAGGACACGGCCGUGUGGCAGGCCGAGUGUCUGCCCCAGCUGAACGACUUCUUCAGCCGCUUCUGGGCGCAGCGGGAGAUGGAGGACAGCCAGCCCGGCGGCCAGGUCCCCGGCUUCUUUGAGGCCGAGCAGGUGGACGCCGGCCACUUCCUGGACAACAAGGACCAGGAGGAGGCCCUGUCCCUGGACCGGAGCAGCACCAUCGCCUCCGACCACGUGGUGGACACGCAGGACCUCACCGAGUUCCUGGACGAAGCGUCGUCCCCCGGCGAGUUCGCCGUCUUCCUUCUCCACCGGCUCUUCCCCGAGCUCUUCGACCACCGGAAGCUGGGCGAGCAGUACAGCUGCUACGGGGACGGGGGCAAGCAGGAGCUGGACCCGCAGAGGCUGCAGAUCAUCCGCAACUACACGGAGAUCUACUUCCCCGACAUGCAGGAGGAGGAGGCCUGGCUGCAGCAGUGCGCCCAGCGCCUCAACGAUGAGCUCGAGGGCCUGGCGCUGGAUGGGGGCAGCGAGGGCGAGCCCGCGCGGGACGACUGCUACGACUCCUCCAGCCUGCCGGACGACAUCUCCGUGGUCAAGGUGGAAGACAGCUUCGAGGGCGAGCGGCCCGGCCGGCGCUCCAAGAAGAUCUGGCUGGUGCCCAUCGACUUCGACAAGCUGGAGAUCCCGCAGCCCGACUUCGAGGUGCCGGGCGCCGACUGCCUGCUCAGCAAGGAGCAGCUGCGCAGCAUCUACGAGAGCAGCCUGUCCAUCGGCAACUUCGCCUCGCGCCUGCUGGUGCACCUCUUCCCCGAGCUCUUCACGCACGAGAACCUGCGCAAGCAGUACAACUGCAGCGGCUCGCUGGGCAAGAAGCAGCUGGACCCGUCGCGCAUCAAGCUCAUCCGCCACUACGUGCAGCUGCUCUACCCCCGCGCCAAGAACGACCGCGUGUGGACGCUGGAGUUCGUGGGCAAGCUGGACGAGCGCUGCCGGCGCCGGGACACUGAGCAGCGGCGCUCCUACCAGCAGCAGCGCAAGGUGCACGUGCCGGGCCCCGAGUGCAGGGACCUGGCGAGCUAUGCAAUCAACCCCGAGAGGUUCCGAGAGGAGUUUGAGGGGCCCCCGCUGCCGCCCGAGAGAAGCAGCAAGGACUUCUGCAAGAUCCCCCUGGACGAGCUGGUGGUCCCCUCGCCCGACUUCCCGGUGCCUUCACCGUACCUGCUGUCGGACAAGGAGGUGCGUGAGAUCGUGCAGCAGAGCCUCUCCGUGGGCAACUUCGCCGCCCGGCUCCUGGUCAGGCUCUUUCCGGAACUCUUCACCGCCGAGAACCUCCGGCUGCAGUACAACCACUCCGGCGCCUGCAACAAGAAGCAGCUGGAUCCGACGCGGCUGCGGCUCAUCCGGCAUUACGUGGAGGCCGUCUACCCGGUGGAGAAGAUGGAGGAGGUGUGGCACUACGAGUGUAUCCCCAGCAUCGACGAGCGGUGCCGCCGCCCCAACAGGAAAAAGUGCGACAUCCUGAAGAAAGCCAAGAAAGUGGAGAAGUGACGGGCGCCCCGGGGACUGAGCGUUCUUUUGGAGCAGUGAAUGGUAUCCACAGACACGCACCUUAUGUCAGUGGGGAGUGGCUUACUACAUUUGCACACGUAAACACCACCCAACCACAGGAAAGAAGCCUUGCGUUCGGUCUCUCCUGCUCACGACUUUUGUCUUGUGCCCCAGUGGUGCCGCAGGAGUUGGGGAGAGCUGAGCCGUGAGAGUAGAGAGGCCUCAGGAGUGGUUCUCUCCUGGGCUGUGUCCCCCCACCCCCCUGCAAUUUCAGAUGCAUAUUCAGCAACUCUCUUGUUCCUCUGCCCACAUUUUACAUCUUCCAUUUUUAUCAAACAAUUUUUUUAAUUAAAAAGAAACCCUUUUUAAAAAAAAAAUCAUUGGGCUCUUUGGGGGCCAUUUUACUUAGAAAAAAUAUCUUUUAAAUAUUUGAGAUGAAGUACUGUAAGAUGACUUCAGUUGCUGGGAUUUUUUUUUUUUUUUUAAGAUGGUUUCAGAUUUAUGAAAUUUUUACAAGUGCCAUGUUCAUGCAUGAUGGCCAAUAAUAGCUUCAGGUGGCACAGAGACCAAUUUUCCUGACCUUGUCUUUUACAUCUGAUUUUAGAAGGAUCAAGAUGCCCCCUGGAUGGCAGUAGAAGGGAUGGAAUAGUGUGAUGUCCUUUCCCACCAUGGUCGUGUUCUCCCUUCCACUGUGGUGCUGAGGAAGGGGCCUCACACGGCCUGGCCUGUUUGUAGUUGCCAUGUGGGUAGAAUGUCGUGCUCACUCUCUGUAGACGAGAACACUGGAUGAUGAUGAUGAUGAUGAU